UGCAAACCACCGACUAAGGAAAUUUUGAUGAAAUAAGUUUACCAAUUGUGUCCACUGGCACAGUAGUUUACGAUCCACCAUUUCGGAUGCUUAAACAUGAACAAAGCAGAUUUGCACGCUGGCUACGAUCAGGUGGACGAAGAUCAUGAACCAUGUCCCAAGGACCGGCUAAAGCUAUUCCCGACACGGCUCUAUCUCAGUGACACGGCCGAAGAUAACUCUCCCACUCACCGAUCAAUCGACGCCACAAACCAACAUCAUCCGUUCCGAAAGAGGCGUGGACACUGCCACGAUCAGACGGUGGAGCAUGGUCUGGAUCACAGAGCCAAACGGAAGCUAAUGUUGGCAUCCGGGUUGUGUCUGCUGUUUAUGAUCGGGGAGAUUGCCGGUGGGGCGCUAGCCAAGAGUCUCGCAAUCAUGACGGACGCGGCUCAUUUGCUGACGGACUUUGCCAGUUUCCUCAUCAGCCUGCUCGCAUUGUUCCUUGCCUCUCGACCAUCGACCAAGCGAAUGAGUUUCGGAUGGUACCGUGCUGAAGUCGUUGGUGCUCUGGCUUCCGUAUUAAUGAUUUGGCUCGUCACGGGCAUCUUGGUAUACUUAGCUGUCGUGCGAAUCAUGAGCGGUCAUUAUGAUAUCGAUGGAAAAAUUAUGCUGAUCACCUCAACCAUCGGCGUAGGCGUCAAUAUCGUCAUGCUGUGCACGCUUCAUGAUCACGGGCAUAAUCAUGGGGGUGACUCAAAGAAGCCGAAUACGAACGGGCAUGGGCACAACCAUAUGGGAUUCGCCAUGAACACCGACAAACACCCAGAAAAUGCUGUGGAAGAAGGGCGGAGUACCCAAGGAAGCAUGCACGGAGUCCAUGAGAAAACUCAGCGAGAGGCACAAAAACAAAACAUUACGGUCCGUGCAGCGCUGAUUCACGUGAUCGGAGAUUUGGUUCAGAGUGUGGGUGUCAUGAUAGCUGCUUUGAUAAUCUAUUUCAGACCAGACUUGAAGAUAGUGGACCCUAUUUGCACAUUCCUGUUUUCCAUCCUCGUCCUCGUGACCACCAUCAACAUCCUACGGGACACACUCAACGUGCUGAUGGAGGCCACUCCGAAGGGGCUGGAGUUCAACGAAGUGAGGAACGCGCUACACGAUGUCCCCGGGGUGAUAGAAUUGCACAACCUUCGCAUGUGGAGCCUGACAAUGAACAAAACUGCUGUGGCAGUGCAUUUGGCAGUAGAUCCAGCCGCAGAUGCACAAGGGAUUUUGAACAACGCAAGCACUCUGUUAAGGAAAAGAUAUCUGGUACACGAAGUCACAAUUCAAGUGGAACCCUAUGUGUCCGAAAUGGCCGAUUGUCAAAGAUGCCAGGCGCCCACGAGGUGAAUGCAGACCAGUUGAUAGACCUGUAAAGUGCAUUGGGAAAAAACCAAAGCAACAUGAGACAGGCAUUUCAUGAACCCAGAGGGAGACAAUCCUAUUGACCAAUUGCUGUCACCAGCUCGACACAAUCGUGUACUUUCACCCACACCCCACUCCUCACAUCCUGCCACCAAUCACCUGGGCCGCAGUGAGAUCUUCACAACAUUUGAUAAAUUAUCCGAUCGUUGGGUUUGGUGAGAUUUAGAGUAUGACAUUAUAUAUGUAAACAUGU
Dicrocoelium dendriticum is the source of this 1639-nucleotide messenger RNA. Lineage: Eukaryota; Metazoa; Platyhelminthes; Trematoda; Plagiorchiida; Dicrocoeliidae. The record is from the annotation of a GenBank genome assembly.